ACAUCCGGAAGUCUGACCAGCAGUGUAGUAUACAGCAGUUUAGGCAACAGCAGCGGCUUGCUAUCUCCCGCACUCACACGAGCUUUUCUAGCAGUUAAUUCUAAAUCUGUCCAUCCAUUUAACUUGCUUGCUUGCUUCCACCAUGUCUGUUUUGUGUUAUAAUAAGGGAUGUGGACAGCGGUUUGAUCCAGAAAAUAACCCAGACGAUGGCUGCACCUAUCAUCCGGGAGUUCCGGUGUUCCAUGAUGCAUUGAAGGGAUGGUCCUGCUGCAAGAGAAGAACAACUGACUUCUCAGACUUCCUCAGCAUUGUUGGUUGUACAAAAGGUCCCCACAACAAAGAGAAGCCACCUGAGCCAGUGAAACCAGAUGUGACAUCAUCAGGAGAAAGGAAGGAGGGAGAUGACCAAAAACCAAAGUUUAACGAAUACAUCAUCUCUGCACCAAAGCCUCAGGAGGCGAUACGCAGACCAAGUUCUGAUGAGCCGAUGGUGAGAUUGCAGCACAAAGUUUCUGCGUCUCUGAAGCAGGCUCUGGAGAAACUGAAGCUGUCUGAAAAUCCAGCAGAGAAGAAAGAGGAAGAUAGUGACGAGAUCAAGAUUGGGACGUCCUGUAAAAAUGGAGGUUGCACUAAAAGUUUUGAAGGACCUGCGAGUGAUUCAGACGUGUGCUUAUACCACUCUGGAUUUCCUAUCUUCCAUGAAGGGAUGAAAUACUGGAGCUGCUGUAAGAGGAAAACCUCUGACUUUAACACCUUCCUCUCUCAAGAGGGCUGCACCAAGGGAACGCAUCUAUGGAGGAAAAAAGAUGCGGGUAAGAAAGUGGUUCCAUGUCGGUUUGACUGGCACCAGACUGGGACUCAGGUCAUCAUCUCUAUCUACGCCAAGAACGCCGUCCCAGAGCUAAGCUACGUGGAUGCAAACAGUACUAUGCUCAAUAUACAUGUUAUAUUUGAGGGAGAGAAGGAAUUUGAGCAGAAAAUCAGCUUGUGGGGGGUGAUAGAUGUGAGCAAAAGCGUAGUGAACAUGAUGGCAGCCAAGAUCGAGGUAGCCAUGAAGAAGUCAGAGCCCAUGUCGUGGGCUCGCCUGGACCUUCCUCCCCCCGCCCCACCCAAAGAGAAUGAGAAGAAAAAAGAAGAGGAUGAUAGUGAGGACGAAGACGAAUGAUAAGGACCUGCAAAAAAACAUAGUGUGUUAUCUUUUGCUGAAUCCAAUCCACACAGUCCAUCCUUUACCUCUUUAAAAAGAGUCACCUCUUUUGAUGUCAUGGAACUUCUCCUCUACUCCUCAACAUUUACAGCCACUACUAAGAAUGCUCAAUAGUCAACUUACUUGAUUUUGCCUGUUUUUCUCCAUUUUUGAUCCCUUUAUUUUGGUCAUUAUCGAAGUAUUUUUUACAACGGUUUUUCACUUAAGGACCGAGUGAUAAGGAGAACCGUGACUUUUAAUAGACUUUGAAUCUAAUCAGAUGAGGACACACUUGUUAAUUGCACUGAGUAACAUCACACAAUGAGAUGGGAGUCAGAUGUGUGACCACAUUUAAUUUCACACCCAUAAAGCCUUUCAUGUGGACAGCUUGCACCAGGUCCAAUGUCUAAUGGACCACAGUUAUGACCAUCUUUUGUUUCAACACUGGUAAAAGAUGAUUCCAUCUGUAUAUUUCCAUUUGUUCCAUUUAGGUGUAUACUUGCAAUUGUUUUUUUGUUUUUUUGUUUUUUCCAUUCCAUUCUUUGGUUUCAUAAAUGGUAUAAAUUAUUGAAUUGUUUUGUCCACCAGUAUCACAUCAUACUAAAUGCUGUAUUCAUAGAUAUAUACAUGUAUUUGUGUGACAACGAAGCUGCUCUAUGUAGUUUGAUUGGGAAAUUUGGAUCUCUAAAAUGUCCACACUUGUAUAAUAUAAAGUUUAUUCUGAAUAAACUAUGAUAAGAAAUACAAUAGUUCCUUGGGACUCUUAGAAAUGAAAUGUUUGGCAGAUGUGCUCCAGCUAUUCCGCCUUUUUCACAGUUUAAAAAUGUAGAUUUGCCCCAGAUUUGUUUUUUUACGAGUAUACCUAAUGUAUAUUUUGUACAAGUUUUGCUUCCAAAUGAUCAAUGCUGUAUUUAUCCUCAUUUUUUGUCAAAACAACUUAGCACCAUUUUAAUAAUUAGAAUGUACUGUAAUAUCUGAGAAUGCCAAGUAAAUACAAGAUAUUUUGAGAAAAGUACUGUGUUCUUAAAAAAAAAAAAAAAAGUAUGUUACACAAGACAGCAUGUGUCAAGGCUUGGAAUGUAUGAAAUAGAAUAGGCUGAAUGAGACCAUGACGAAAGGGGAAAAUUACUAGGGAACCAAUUUGUCUUACCAAAAAUAAACUUUUGUGUUGAACUUUUAAA
Lates calcarifer (barramundi perch) is the source of this 2367-nucleotide messenger RNA. RefSeq names its product cysteine and histidine-rich domain (CHORD) containing 1b (gene chordc1b). The coding region runs from base 143 to 1165 and encodes 340 amino acids. The record is from RefSeq and is a predicted model, not a curated record. NCBI's taxonomy places the organism in Eukaryota, Metazoa, Chordata, Actinopteri, Centropomidae. The transcript is spliced from 11 exons.